AUGGAGCCUUUGUCGACAGUGCAGGCGCGUAAAGCGCCGCCGGUCUCCGCCGCAGCUCCGCGGAAGCGACGGAAGCGAACGGUCAUCAGCCAGGCGGCCGAUGACUGCUUCACUUGUGCUCGACAGGCGAUUCAAUGCGACAGGAGACGCCCAUACUGCUCCCCAUGCUUAGAGAAUGGUCGCGACUGUGCAGGCUAUAAGACGACCUUGACUUGGGGGGUGGGGGUGGCCAGCCGGGGAAAGCUUCGAGGACUAUCUCUGCCCGUGACCGGAGCACAGCCAGCUGCAGCCGCGUCGCAGUCUCGGGCCACCACGACUCCAAAAUCACCACAUCCAACGCAGUCAAUAGAGUCGGUCAUAUCGAAAUGCUCAUCUGCCCGUCAAAAAUCCAAAUCGCCAGCCAAGCUUUCGGGGACCUGUCAUACACCUUCUGAUCAGCGAGCACGGCCUGAGCUGGACGAAGCUGCAGAUCAUCUGCGGACAGUAUCAAAUCCGGUUCCCUCUGAAAUCCAAACCAAUGGUUCAUUUUCCGCCUCAGAAUCAACACCUGUGUCUUCGUGCCACCGCGCGGCACCUGCUUCUGAAGAGAGUGUAGAGGACAUGGAAGAAAGUGACCAGAAUAGGACUCCUGAAAUCCCGAGAUAUCAUGCGCCAUCCUUAUCCCAGCAGCUAUUGGCGCGCUCGAUUGGACGGACACCGCGACUGCGAUUCCUGAUUAGCUAUUACGCGGAAGUGAUCGCUCCGAUGAUAGUUGCCUUCGAUGGGCCUACCAAUCCAUUUCGCACGUAUGUUCUCCGGUUGGCCCAGGAAAGCGCAUCGCUUCAGGAAGCCAUUGCAACUUUGUCUCUGUGCAACAUGCGCCAGAGGCGGGAACGGGGCACAAGGUCGACCGAGCGAACUCUGCCCGCACGAAUGUCAUCCUUGGCUCACCAAGCUUUGACGGAUGCAUCGUUGAGCGGUCUGUCUGGUACUGAUGUUAUCACAGCUUUAGCACAGGAAGAGCAUUUUCAUAGAAGUGUAGCGGUCAAGGCCUUGAACGGCGAACUGGCUGACCCGCGUCAGCGGUUGUCGGAUUCGGUACUCGCGACUUUACUCGUCCUAUGCCUCUUUCAUGGGUGUGAUACGGGGGUCGCGCAAUUCAAGACCCAAUUCGCUGGCGUGACCAAGUUGCUGGCUAUUCGACUGUGCAACGGCAGCACCCAUGUGACUGAAGAACUGAAGUGGUUCAUUCGCAUGUUUACCUGGCUCGAUACCAUGACCGCCACUACGAACGACCGGGAUGUCCAGCUUCGUGGGGCCUGUCUGGACAUUACCGCGAUCUCUGACGGGGAUUGGGGACUUGAGACCCUGGCCGGAUGUGAUGCCUCUCUGUUCAAACUCAUUGCGCAACUCGGUCGCCUGAAUCUUCUCAGUCGAGACCAAGAUACCCAGACCCCGGCAGUCUCAGACGUUCAUGCCCCGUCGACCACCGUUCCUCCCCAGCUCGCAUACUAUUCGACGGGCGCACCGGGUAUGCUUUCAGAGUCGGGUAUGUUGCCGAUAUUCGCACCUCCGCAGCCGGGCGAGAGUAGCGCAGCUCCAUUCUCCCCCACGUUCUGGCUUGAAUGGCACUGUUUGCGGCAGAAACUCGAAUCGUGGCGCUUUGACUUGGGUCGGCGGCAGUCAGGGUCUUCCUAUAAUGGGACGUACAUUUCGCCACCGUCCUCUCCACUGAGCCAGUCCGGAAUUGCGCCGCAGCAUCUGGAGGAAGUGAUUCACAUCUCUGAGUCAUUUCGCCACGCAGCGAUUCUCUAUAGCGAGCGACUUGCUCAUCCAGAUCUGCCGUCGAGCCAUUCUCGUAUCCAGCAUAUUGUGCAACGCACAUUGACUCACAUCCUGGCUGUCCAGUGCGAUGCGUACCUCCUGUGGCCGCUGUUCAUCACAGGCUCCGAGUGCGUGCUGUCCAGCCACCGGGCGAUCAUCCGGGAGCGGUGUCUGUAUCUCUCCAAGGACUCCGGAUUCAUCAACAACCUGACCUGCUUGGAGCUUCUGGAGAAGAUAUGGGCGGGACAUCCUCCCGCAUCCGCGGACGGGGAUCCCUGCAACCGCGGCGCCGCAGCCGGUCUCGGGAACAGACACAUGAAGCCCACCGCGAGCGCGGCGGACGAUGCAAACUCGGGCGCCCUGGGCGACGGGCAUGGACUUUCUACAGAGACAUUCACUACCCCAUCGCGCGGACAGGGAUUCCGGUGGCACCAGGUGAUGCAGGACAAACGGGCAGAAGUCGAGUACAUGAUCGUAUAAUGAAUGAGGGGGAUGUGUACAUAGAUGUGCGGGGGCAGUCCUUGCUGCCGAUCAACCGCUUGGCUUGAUGGAUGGGGGACAUGGAUAUGGCUUAAUGAUGGAAACGGUCUCGGUGUAUAGCUCAAUGAUUGGGAGUUGUGUACAUACGAUACCUACAAAGUACCCAUAAAUACGAUGCG
Molecule: messenger RNA, 2462 nt
Organism: Aspergillus saccharolyticus JOP 1030-1
Lineage: Eukaryota; Fungi; Ascomycota; Eurotiomycetes; Eurotiales; Aspergillaceae
Product: Zn(II)2Cys6 transcription factor
Exons: 2
Coding region: 1-2283 (760 amino acids)
Biological process (GO): regulation of DNA-templated transcription
Molecular function (GO): DNA-binding transcription factor activity, RNA polymerase II-specific; zinc ion binding
Source: RefSeq, a predicted model, not a curated record